This is a messenger RNA of Anthonomus grandis grandis, 1962 nucleotides long. RefSeq names its product cytochrome P450 CYP12A2-like. Bases 82 to 1824 code for a protein of 580 amino acids. The record is from RefSeq and is a predicted model, not a curated record. Gene Ontology annotation, molecular function: monooxygenase activity; iron ion binding; heme binding. The transcript has 7 exons. Lineage: Eukaryota; Metazoa; Arthropoda; Insecta; Coleoptera; Curculionidae.
GGCGCCAUUUUGACAAACGACAGAAACGUCAAAAUCAUAAAAGCGCGUCGAGUUCGUUUUCCGUGAAAAUUUCCCGAAGAAAUGUUGCGAUUUUCCGCAAGAGUUUCCCCCUUGAAUUUGGCGAAAAUCAGGCGAAUAAAUGCGGCCGCUUCUUACGCGGCCGAAGCCAAAGUGGCCGAGACCGCGGUUCCUCAAUCACCUGUUGUAAAUGCGGGUAGUACAGCAGAUGCAAUCAGCAAGCCGCAGGCGGACGUAGUAGUGCCAAAAAUGCCGGAUAUCCCAAAAAGCAUCGAAAUCCCAUCGGUGCAAAAGUUCGAUUCAAACGUUUGCCCAUUCGAUGCCAUCCCCGGCCCGCACAGUCUGCGUUACAUAUCCAAAUUUUGGAGUUACGUGCCCCUCUUGAGUGCCGAAUUUACGGGCGGGGCCCUCUUUCAAGCUAUGAACUUAGGUAAAUUUUUUGGUAAUCUUCUGAGUUGGGGCGGCAACGCGAGAUUCUUUCAAAAGUUCUUUAACGUUUAUGGUCCGGUGGUACGUCUCCACGGCCCGUUUGGUGGUGACGUGGUGCUCCUUUCCAGACCAGAACACGCGAGUAUCGUGUUUCAAAAUGAAGGACAGCAACCGGUGAGGGCGUGUUUGGAUUCGGUCGAGAAGUAUCGGUUGCAACACAGGAGGUUGAGACAAGCGGGGCCUUUUUUGAUGUCCGGUCCGGAGUGGGAAAAAAUCCACGAAAGUCUCGAAAAACCACUCCAAACGUCCGCGGAGCUCCAUUUUAAAACGAUCGACUCGAUCUCCGACCAGUUUGUCGAUCGCCUCCUCUCUAUAAGAAACCUACAGGACGAAGUACCUGGCACUUUUAAAAAUGAAAUCCUUAAAUGGUGCCUGGAGUGCAUGUGCUCCGUAGCAAUGAAACGAAAACUUGGCUUUCUGGAUCCCACGGGACUGAGCCCCACUUCCGAUCCGGGCAGGAUCUUGGGUGGCGUUAAUGGAGCCAGUGAGGCCAUUAGGAAAUGCGAAUACGGUUUUCACGUGUGGAAGUUCAUAGAAACCCCCGCGUGGCGUUCCCUGGUGAGAAACUGCGACGCGAUCGACUCGAUCCUCUCGAAAUACAUUGAGCGCGCUCAAUCCGCCAUAAGGGAAAAGAAAGACCUGAAAUCACCGAGCGAGUUUUCUCUCAUCGAAAGUCUCCUACUUAAGGAUGACGUCCUGGUGGAAGACGUGAUGACGGUCAUGUUGGAUAUGUUGCUCAUUGGGGCGAACGCGACCGCACAUUCGGUCGCUUUCUUGCUCUAUCACUUGGCGAAAGCCCCGAAAUGUCAGAGGAAACUUUACGACGAGUUGAUGAAGCAGGGGGGCGACGUACUCACCCCGGAAAAAUUGAAGAACAUGCCGUAUCUGCAGGCUUGUUUGAAGGAGAGCAUGAGACUCAGCCCGCCGAUUCCUAUUUUGAACAGAGUUUUGGCUAAAGACGCCAUUAUUCAUAGAUACAAGAUUCCCAAAGGAACAUACGUCCUCAUAGCGGUCCAUUUAGCCAGCCUUCGGGAAGAAUACUUUGAAGAUGCCAGAAAAUUCAUGCCAGAACGUUGGCUGUCGGGCGAGGUGAGCCCUCUGGCUAAAGAUCUACAAGUGUUCGCCUCAAUGCCCUUUGGCUACGGUCCAAAGUCCUGUCAAGCCAAAGAAUUGGCUCAAAUGGAAAUUGGCUUGCUCACCAGUAAGAUACUGAAGAGAUUCAUCGUGGAGUAUAACUAUGGUGAAAUUGAGAGUUCUAAUUCGCUGUUGGCUACGCCCGCUAAACCGUUGAAGUUUAGGUUUGUCGAUAGAUUGUGAUGAUGUAAGUGGUUCUGGUUUUUUUAAGGGUAAAGAAGGAAUGAAGAGUUAUGUUCUUUUGUUUUGUUUUCUUUUAAUACUAAGAAGUUUGUUUUGUGUGUAACAAGUGAUGUGCUGAAUAAAAUGAUUCAUUCAGGU